AACGUAGCUCUUUAAAACAUGCCGGACACUUCCGGAGUUCAAUCCUGGUCACCUGACUGAACAAGCGUCAGAAGUUUGACCAGCACUCAAAUCAGAUCGGCUCGAGUUUCUCUGUUCCUUUCUCAAGAACAUUAAUAAUGCGUGGAUUGAUUUGUGGGCCUAAAUGUGCCGCGUGUGGGAUUGUAUUGAGCGCGUGGGGGGUUAUAAUGCUGGCCAUGCUGGGGAUUUUCUUCACCACACAUUCAGCUGUGCUGAUUCAUGAUGUGCCUGUGGAAGAUGAGGACAUUCACCAAGAUACAAACCCCCCUCACAGGAUCUAUGACCUGUUCGGCAAGGUGGGCUAUAACUGCUUCAUAGCAGCUGCCAUCUAUGCUGUGGUAGGAGCCUUCUCCUGCUGCCAGAUGAGACUCAACAAGCAGAAGGAGUACUUGGUACAUUAGUGCCACAUGUUGGACUGACAAGUUCCUGGUAGCACUAUGACAGCAGGAGGAUGUAUUGGGAUGGUCACCUGUUCUCUGAUUGCUGCCUUUUGUCUCAGGGUUUAAAAGUCCUAAUCAGAGGAUCAGUGAUCAAGAUCAGUGAAGAUGAGAUCAAUUCUACCUCUGAUUACAAGUGUGAUUGUGGAAAAACAAACUACCCACUGGAUUUCAACUGUUCUCUAUUUUGCCUUGACUUGCUCUUUCAUACCUGUUUCAUACCCAUUUCAGAUAAUUGACAACUGUGUUUCAUAUAUCAGUCUUUAGAAUGAGGUUAUAAAUGUCUUUAUUUCUCAGAAUGUCCACUGAACGCAGCACAGCUGUUGAAGCUUAUUAGUUAUUCUGUCCAAUGUGUCAGCCCAUCAGAGUCAUGGACAGAGCAUCUUACACAGCUCAGAUGCUGCACUUUUGCUCCCAUAUCUUAAACAGAAAACAUCAUUAGCACAUGAUAACAUCACAGUAACAAUGAUCUACCUGGUAUUCUUAUUUUUCACUCAAGUCACAUUCUCUAGUUUUGUAUCAGUGGGAUCUGGUACAGAACUAGAAAAUACAAAUAAAGGUACACUCACUAGCUCUUUUCAUAGUCAUUCAGAUGUAAAUAUCCUCCUUGAUGAGGGUCUUCAUUGGCAGAUGGAGUUGCUCAGUUGGCAGUCUGGUCAAUAAUAACUGACAAUCACAAAUGGUCUAGUUGAUUUUCAUUUUUUAAAAUAAUAUUUUACAACAUUGAAUUACAAUGAAUGUAAUACCAUUUUAAAAAAACAAAACAAAAAACAAUGAUCUAUAGAAAAAAUGAUUUAAUCUCAAAAUAAAAACAGAUCCUGCGUGGA
Molecule: messenger RNA, 1303 nt
Organism: Lates calcarifer (barramundi perch)
Lineage: Eukaryota; Metazoa; Chordata; Actinopteri; Centropomidae
Gene: rnaseka
Product: ribonuclease, RNase K a
Exons: 4
Coding region: 138-440 (100 amino acids)
Molecular function (GO): RNA endonuclease activity
Source: RefSeq, a predicted model, not a curated record